CCGGUAUAGGAGGCCGCCAUUUUGAAAAAAAUUAAAGUGACGUGUCUUUGUAAUAUUUUUGAGUUUCAGCCAAAUCUACAACUCUAGAUAAUAAGAUAUUUUGACUUGAUUAAACGUUGUACAUUGGAUCAUCGUAAGACGGUUGAAUAAUGAGCUCAUCUCGACAAUUUUCGUCGGAAACUGAUGUGAAUUACGCAUCCCGUACUGUCGCUCAGCUACGCCAGGAGUUGAAGAAGAGGGGACUUCCCCUGAAAGGGUUGAAGAAAGAUCUUGUGGCAAGAUUAACUGCUGCAAAUGCCUCAAGUAACGUGACUUCCCAAGAAUCAACAGCUGUGACGAAGCGUAGCUUACAGAAACCAUCAGACACACAGACAGACAUACAUGUCACAAAUGGUGGGACACCAUCGCCAUCUAGUGACGCAGAAGACAGGCUACAGUUUGAUAAAAUGGCUGAGGAGAGUGAAAGAAGAACGUUGGUGUUAUGGCGACGACCAAUCAUGACGCUAUAUUAUUUCCUAUUAGAAACUCUUUAUCUUAUUCGGAAUUUUAUAUUUAGACUGUGGAAGAAUAAAAAGUCAGUUCUUGGUUUCCUAGUCACUUGUCUAUGUCUGCUUGCUGUAUACCAUAUAGAGGGACCACAUCAAAAGUUUGUCAUGCAGUUUAGGAAACAGUUUCUGUGGUGUGCAUACUGGGUUGGACUAGGCGUGUUAUCAUCUGUAGGCCUAGGGACAGGGCUUCAUACAUUCCUCCUAUAUCUAGGGCCCCAUAUAGCAGCAGUUACAUUAGCAGCUUUUGAAUGUAAAUCAGUAGAUUUCCCUGAACCACCAUAUCCUAAUGAUAUUAUAUGUCCUGAUGAGCAAGGUGAUUCUAUGUCUUUGUGGACCAUUGUCAGCAAAGUGAGGAUAGAGGCCUUCAUGUGGGGAGCAGGAACGGCUAUAGGAGAACUUCCCCCAUAUUUUAUGGCACGUGCUGCACGUCUCUCAGGGCAAGAUGAAGAUGAUGAGUUUGAGGAGAUUGAAGAGCUCUUACAUGAAAAAGAGGCUCAUCAUAAACUCGGCUGGAUGGAGAGGGCAAAGCUUGGAGUACAUGGCUUGGUGCAGAGAGUUGGCUUCUUUGGUAUUCUUGCAUGUGCCUCUAUCCCCAACCCACUGUUUGACCUGGCUGGCAUCACAUGUGGUCAUUUCCUGAUUCCAUUCUGGACAUUCUUUGGUGCCACUUUGAUUGGCAAGGCAGUCAUUAAAAUGCACAUACAGAAAUUAUUUGUGAUCUUCACGUUCAGUGAGCACCAUGUUGAGAGUAUAGUGAAUCUCUUGAAAUAUAUUCCCCGCUACGGCCCAUCGCUUCAAGCCCCCUUCAAGGAGUGGUUAGAAAAACAGAAAUCCAAACUCCAUGUGAAACCUGGUACUCAUAUUCCCACAGAAGGCAGCUGGUUGUCAUGGAUAUUUGAGAAGAUUGUCGUAGCGAUGAUUAUUUAUUUUGUACUUUCAAUAGUGAAUUCAUUAGCCCAGGCUUAUCAUAAACGUAUAUCCAAGCAGAAGACAAAUGGAGCAAAGGUCAUGUAGGGUCAAGGUCAUCACAGAUAUGGGGAAUGUACAAAAUACCAAGGAUUUCAUCAACAGAAAUUUCAUAAAGUUAAGAAUUCCUUUAUCAGUUGUAAACAAGGAUAAAUGACUCACCUGUAAAAUUAAUCCGCAUUUUGGAACUAUGUAAAUAAGAAUAUGAUUAUGUAACAAUAGCAUAAGAGUAAGAGAAAUGGACAAAGGAAUUGUUGAAGUUGUGUCUUAGACAUGACCCAUAGGAGAAUAAUUGAAAACUACUGCAUGAAGUACAGGAUCAAUAUGU
Messenger RNA from Owenia fusiformis, 1842 nucleotides. Lineage: Eukaryota; Metazoa; Annelida; Polychaeta; Sabellida; Oweniidae. The record is from the annotation of a GenBank genome assembly.